AUGAGCAGUAUUAUCAAUAAAUUAUUGGGUAAAGAUCAUGAUGAUCAUCACAAAAAGGAAACCAAAGUUGAAACUGAAACAUCUCAGAAAACUGAAACAUGUAAUAAAUCUGGUGGUACAUGUACUAAAACUGAAACCAAAUGUGAAGGUGGAACAUGUGCAACAUCAACAAUUGGUGGUGAAAAAUGUGGACAAAAAGCUGAAUGUGCAAGUAUCAGCUCAAAUAAUCGUACAGGUGGUCAAAAUACUGAAUCCCAUUCAGUUCAACGUGAUGGUGUAAAUAUUAAAUCAACAGUCCACACAGAAGGUACCUCAACAGUAUCAAUGGCUAAUCAACAAAAACUUACAGAUCUUGUUUCAAAAUUAGGAUCAACACAUGCACAAAUUGAUGAAUAUGCUAGAAAUCAAACUGAAAAAAUUAACGAACAAAUUCAACGUGAAAUCGAUGAAGUUGUUGGCCGCAUACGUCGUGAACAAGAUGACCUUCUCCGUAAAGCUAAUGAACAAACUGCUGAAAUCGAUAAUGAAUAUCGUGCCCGUUUACAAUUAAUGGUAGAAGAAAUUGAUGCCGCUAAAGCAAAACGAAUUGCUGACAUUGAAGCUUCUUUGAAUAACCAACAAGCUGCUAUUCUUCAAUCAGCCAGAAAUGAAAUUGAUGAAUUAAACAAGAAAGCUGCUAAACUCAAAAUUGGUGUUUUAGAAGCCGCUGAAGCUAAAUCAGCAGCAGAUGCACGUGAAAUCACUGCCCAUGCAGAUUUAGGCAAAGCAGCAACUAUUCAUCAACAAUCAGGAACAACAACAAUUAAAACUGAUGUAGUAGGAGCAGCAGAAACUGAAACAGCUGGUAGCGCUACUGUAACAACUGUUGGCGCCAAAACUGUUAGUGAACAACACAAAGUAGUUGAAGCUAGCGCCAGCCAAUCACGUAAAUAA
Adineta steineri is the source of this 933-nucleotide messenger RNA. Lineage: Eukaryota; Metazoa; Rotifera; Eurotatoria; Adinetida; Adinetidae. The record is from the annotation of a GenBank genome assembly.